AUGGCUUCGACUGAAGAACCGGCCAGGGCGUCGUACUCUACCGACCCGGCUUUGUACAUAUACACCUCGCUGACGGCGGGCAGCUCGCAUAUUGUCACGGCCACCUCACGUCUCGAAACCAUCCUCCGUGCCAACCGGGUCCCCUUCAAGGCCCUCGAUCUCGCCACCGAUGAGAAGGCACGCAUGCUCUGGGGUCGCAGAGCCGGCAAGGAUGAGUCGGGUCGCCAGAGGAAGCUGCCCGCGCUCGUGCAGAUGGGCUUGGUUCUAGGUGACCUGGUCGAGAUCGAGGAGUGGAACGAGUAUGGCGAGCUCAAACAACACGUCACAAUUUACUACGACGAAUUCACCCAGCCAUCCAUUAGCGAAGCCCAGAAGCUCCCUCCUGUCAUGAAGAAGGGCCCUGCAGUCGCCGCCCCUACCACCGCCAGCACCGCGACCACAACCUCGAAACCAGCUGUCGCCCCGGCGGCUCCACCGCUGCCCCCAUCAUCGGCGGCUUCCUCAUCUGCUCCUGCAGCCGCCAAGGCCACAGGGUCCGCCGCAGCCUCUGCAGCCCUCCCGAUCCGCAGCAUUGCUGAAGAAGCGGCCGCUAAGGCCAAGCAAGUGCAGCUCCAGAGCCUGCGGGACAAGGUUUACGGAAAAGGAAACACCGGGCCGGUUAAGAAAGAGGAUGCGGACAAGGCUAGCAAGGCCGAAGGUAGCGAGAAGAAGGAGGAGGCUGCCAAAGCGCCAGCAGCAAAGAAGCAGGACGACUCCGCGAAAUCAGAGGACAUAAAGGACGCGGCGAAGUCCCCAGCGCCCAUUACUGUCCCGGAAUCGAGCAGCACGACGGCGGUGAAGACGGCAGCUGGACUGCAGUCGCCGACAUCUGGAGCGUGGAAGGGGAGUGGAGAGGAUGCAUCGUCGGUCGAGGCGUUGCGGAACACAAUUCAAAGUCCAACCAGCACCGCAUGGAAACCAACAGAUACCGGUCCCGCCGUAACAACACACCGCGGAUCAGUGGUUAGCCCAGCCUCACCAGAGGAAAUUGAGGCUGUCGAGAAAGAGCUGGCAAUCAAGGAGGAACCUGAAGAGGAUGAGGAGGACGAUGAUGACGAGGAUGAGGAUAGCGAGGAGGACGAGGAAAGCAAAGAACCUGCCAAGGAUAAGAAGGUGGCGGAGAAAGCCGCGGCCAAAGCCGACUGA
Pyricularia pennisetigena is the source of this 1185-nucleotide messenger RNA. RefSeq lists its product as uncharacterized. The record is from RefSeq and is a predicted model, not a curated record. Bases 1 to 1185 code for a protein of 394 amino acids. Gene Ontology annotation, cellular component: cytoplasm. Lineage: Eukaryota; Fungi; Ascomycota; Sordariomycetes; Magnaporthales; Pyriculariaceae. The transcript is spliced from 2 exons.